ACAGAGUGUAAGCAAACGCCACUCACUGCACAGACCUGCUGCCUGUUGCGUGCCAUGAAUGGGUUUUACCGGAUACUUCUGCUGUUUUCUGUGGGCACGGCGUCUGUGGCGCUGCGCAGGUCUCCGCGGACUAAAAGAGGUUUACUAGAGCUGGCAGGAGCCAUCAAAUGCAGCACAGGAAGAUCCGCCUUGGCUUACAUGAUGUACGGCUGCUACUGCGGACUCGGUGGUCAAGGCUGGCCCAGAGACAGGGCGGACUGGUGUUGCCAUAAGCAUGAUUGCUGUUAUGGCGAGGCAGAGCUCAGAGGCUGCUACACCCACACAGACAAGUAUCAAUGGAAGUGUGAGGACAAGACAGCUGAGUGUGAUGAUCUGGAGGACAGAUGUGAAAAACUGCUCUGCAAGUGUGACAGGGAGGCUGCCAAAUGCUUAAGAAAGGCACCUUUCAUCCGGAGAUACGCCCUAUGGCCAGAUUUUCUCUGUGGCUGUGAACAACCCACGUGUAAUAUUUACUGACUCAAUAAAUACACACAUGUACAUC
This is a messenger RNA of Myripristis murdjan (pinecone soldierfish), 541 nucleotides long. RefSeq names its product phospholipase A2 group X (gene pla2g10). The transcript is spliced from 4 exons. Gene Ontology annotation, biological process: lipid catabolic process; phospholipid metabolic process; arachidonate secretion. The record is from RefSeq and is a predicted model, not a curated record. Lineage: Eukaryota; Metazoa; Chordata; Actinopteri; Holocentriformes; Holocentridae. Gene Ontology annotation, molecular function: phospholipid binding; calcium ion binding. Bases 55 to 516 code for a protein of 153 amino acids.